UCUGUUUUUAUCUGUCAUGUGUACACAAAACUCUUUGCCGAAUUCUUCUCUUUAUACCCCUGCAGCACAUCAUCUGAUUUUAGGUGUCCCUAUCAAAACUGUUGAGUUGUCACAUGAUGCAUGCAUGCAUGGCCCGUUCUGAUAGACCACAUCCUGUUCUGAAAACGAGCAAAUGUGAACCCUGUUAGCAUGAUUUGAUUUUUCAAUGAUGAGAACAUAGCUAUUGUGUCUAAAUUACAGAUGGACAAGACCUGAACCUUUUGAUGGGGCCAUGUUAUAAUUUUCAGGUGUUUUACAUGUUAAACUGAUUUUAAAACAGCUUAAAAGAACAUAAUGGCGUGGAGUUCACAGAGAAGAGGUAACUUUCUCUUUCUAACUUGCUUUCAGUUUUAAACCUUAGUCAAAGGAAGGUAAGUUUCUUUCAGUGGUUGUUUUAAAGUUCUGUAACAACAGCAACAGUUGAGUUGUUUUAGUAUUGUUUCAUUUGGAUUUGGAUUUUUACUUUUGAAAACCAGUGGGCUUUGUGCUGUAGUAUGUAUGUAUGCACAGUUAACAUUGUUAAAUACCUGUCAUGCAUAUUUUACAGAGCAAAAUGAAGAUAAUGAUUUAAAGUGUAAGCAUAUUUUAAACUAAACAUUUUUAAAUGACAAAUAUGUUAUACGGAUAGGUACAUUAACACAAGCUAAUGCACCUUCCUGGUUUUUCUUUCUGCUGACUAGGUCCACUUCUUGAUAACGGUGAGCAAUUGUGAAUUUGCCCAACCAUUUCUAGAACCAGACAUGGCAAAAUCGUAUAAUGGCAAAACAUCUGUACUAUAUCUAUAUUGAUCUGCAUAAAGUUGUUCGCUGUGUCAACCACAAUAAAACUUAUCAUGAGACUUAUCAUGUUUGCUUUGUGUUUACCUGUUUGUAUUUUGGAAAAAAAAAUCCCACAGAGAGAUGUCAAACCACUAUGGACUACGAAACAUGUAGAAGUGAAGCAGAAUCCACAGGCUUCACUGAAGAGUUUAGGUUUAUAUUACUUGGAGGUGAUGAAGAUCUAAUGGAUGAGGCAUGUGACAUCAUCCUGCGGGGAAGAGGGGACAGAAGUGAUUCUGGACUGUUUGAGCACAGAAAGGGUUGUUUCAAUGGGAAAAAACUCUCUGUAGUGAAGACCCCAUGUAGCUGGAAGAGUCACUUAGCAUCAAGUUUGUGCUCCUCAAGAGAUAAAACGAUCAAAGAACAGAUGUUAGAUUGUGCGUCGCUGGUCUUUCCAGGGCCACAUGCAUUCCUAUUAGUGAUCAACAGCAGGUACAAGAGUGGGAAUGACGAAUAUCUUUUAGAAGCUCUAAAAGAGUUUGGCAAAGAGGCUUUUGACUAUGCUAUGAUUCUGUUUGUUGGGAAAAUGACCCAAAAUCGAACGAAUCGUCUGAAGAAGCGUGUAAGCCAUGUUUAUAGCUUGGAGAACAAUGAUCAAAGUGUUCAAGGUCUGCUUGCAGAAACGUCAAGAAUGACACAGCAUAACAAAUCUAAAUUCUUUAUUCAGUCAUCAUAUGAAAAACUCAUGGAAAAAGAAUUUUUAUCAUGGGAAAAGGGACAAUUUUCUGAACACAAAGAGACAGCGCGAAAACUGAAAAAGGAAAUUGCAGACAUACAGAAGCAGCAUGAAAAAGAAUUGUUUGCUUUGACAGAAAAGUCUAGUCUUGCUAAUAGUGAAGUAAAGAAAGAUAUUGACUCCUUUAAAUGUUUGAUGCUGAAAACUCUGAUGGAUUUGAAAACUGAAGACAUUCAGCGAGAGGGGGAACCAGAGGCUUCGGGUGCUCAUGAGGGUCUGCAGAUUAACAAAUUAGAGGCUUGUAAAGAAAGCGAUACUUUCCUGAGAGACGUGUUUUUAUCCAUUGUUGAUGAGUUUAACAAAAAGUUGAAGUCUUCUAAAGAAACCGAAACCUGCUUGAGAGGAAUGUACUCAUCCGUGAUAGAUGACGGUAUUCGCCGUGAGAGUCAACUGAAAGAUGAUAUUGAGAUGCUCCAAAGACAGGUGGAGCAGCUCAAGGCGAAGAAAAGCGGGCUUGAGCAGAAACUGAGCAAGUCAGAAGACAAAGAAACUCCCACUAUUCUGCAGAUGGAGAAAACUCCUAAAGACACAAUUGGGAAUCUAAAGCAAGGAGUUCUGGAAAGAGAAGACAUGAAGAUGGAGGAGGCCAUAGAAGAAAUAGAAAGAGUGAAGAGACAGCAUGACACCAGUAGAUCAGAACAUGGCCUUGUGAACCCUGGCUUGCCUGAAGAAAAUGAAAAAGAGGUGGAGAUGAAGAGCAGAGAGAAUGAUUCACAAGUCAGGGAAUCAAACGUCUGUGAAAGAUUCCAACCUGUGAGAAGGAACAGCAUGCUGUUAGAGCCACCUCAAAUGUCUGGCGUCUCUGAAGACGAAGCUUUGGCUCAAGACACACUUUGAAUGGACAAAUGCAUCCAGCCACAGUCCCUUUUGAUGACAUGUAUCGCUGUUUCAUCUAUUUAGGUUUUCUAUUUUUUAUUAUUUAAAAGAAAAUAUGUGGCCCAUUCUGUGAAAACCCAGCUAAAGUCAUUUUUGUGAUUUACUGUACUCUACAUAAAAUCAUAUAAAUUAUGUACAUAAUGUAAAGAACAUUCUGUUAAAAUAUAACCUUGAUAUCCUUAAUAUUGACUGAGUACGACCAUGUCAAAGAUAGCAAAAUUAAUUAUUGAAAUCAAACUUUGAUGCUCAUUAUCUCAUAAUUAGGUUUUAAGACUUUAUACACAUACAAAAAAAGAACUGCAGUCAACAAACCCAACCAUAUAUUGACAACCAGGAUAACACUCUUAUUAUUAUUAUUAGUAUUAUAUUAGCUUUUGAUAAAUAGUAUAUUCACAAUAAAAUACAUUCAUAUUGUUAAAGACAACUGUAAAUGUAAUUUAACCGUCAAGACAGGAGGAACUCUCUCCAGUGCAGAAUCUUAAUUGUCAUUAUCAUUGAUGUCACAUCGGGGGUAUUCCAGAAAGCUUUAAGUUUUGUGACAUACCCGGGACAGUUUACAGAGUAAUUUAGCUGAUAACCUCAACUUUUGGUUCCAAAAAUAGAGGUAAUAUUCAGAAUAAUAUUUCACUCAUUUUUUGAAGAUAACCUGCUCCGGAGCAGGUUAUGUUCCAGGGUUAGUUCAUUAUAAGGAAACAUUACAACGCUUCCGAGGUUGUCUGCACAUAUGUGUGCUUCUGAUGAGUGUCAAGUGGGCGUGGAAGCACAGAUUACCUAUAAUAUAAUUUUACAGUAUAAUUAUGAUUACAUUUCCAGUCUCACACAUUGUGAUUCAGCAUUAAAAACUAUUUUUAUGCUAAUUUGUAACCCUUUACAAUAAAAUAACCUUUUAAUAAAAUAAUGUGAGCUGUUCUUAAUAUAUGUAAGUGUUUACAUUGAAAACUGUAGAUACUUUAAUGAGGUUUAUUAUUAAAACAUCUCCAAAUAUUUGCAUAAAUAGCAGUAUGCACAUGUUACAAUUCCAGUACUAAGUAUUGUAACUUCAGAACAAUUUAUCAAGGACUUGCAUCUCAUUACUCUUCUCCACUAACUAGGUAAUAUUUUAUAUAAUAAUGUUUAUAAAUUUUUAUAUAAUUAUUGUAUAUUAUAAUUUUUUUUUCAUCUGUGUUCUGUCCUGUUGCUGUCUUUCUGUUGCACUGUGGAGCUUCUGUCACUAUAAUAAAUUCCUCGUAUGUGGAAACAUACUUGGCCAAUAAAGCUCAUUCUAUUCUAUUCUAUUCUAUUCUAUAUUUGAUGAAUCUCAGAUUACAUGUGACGGAAGUAAUGGGCAGUUGUGAUGUAAAGGUUAACGAGCCAGACUUUUAACCUAAAGGUUGCAGGUUUGAUUCCUAGAUAAAGCUUUAUUAGGUGUUCACAGAUUUAAUUUCCCAUUAUCACUUUAAUUCAAGUAUAUGAUAAAAUACUCAAAAGACCUAGACUUGAGUUUCAUACUAGCUGUAUUUCUUAAAAAUGUCUUUCUGAUCCACAGCCUCAUAAGGGCCUUUACCCAAAUGACAAUUUAUUAUUGGUCCUUCACGGUUGGCCUUUUACACCUCAUUUAAAAUUUGGAAAGCUAUGGCCUUUUAGCCAGCCAAGUCAAAACAAACAAACAAACAAACAAACAAAAAUGUAUGUGUAUUUAAAGGGGAUAUACAGCCGUGGAAAAAAUUAAGAGACCAUUUCAGAGACAUAUUUUAAAAUGUACUAUUCAUAGUUAUGUUUAGGUUUCAUUCUGUGAACUACUAACAAUGUUUGUACCAAAUUUCAAAUAAAAAUAUUGUUUCUAUUUUCAUUUGUUUGCAGAAAAGGAAAUAUGCUCUGUUUUUUCAGAUCUCAAAUACUGCAAAGAAAACAAGUUCAGAUUCACUUUUUAGCAACACAACAGUCAUAUUUCUACAUGUAUUUAGGAAUUAUCAUGCUUAGUUUUAUUGUUUGAAAGAUGAAUGUAUUGUUAUCGUGAGCGUGUGAUGUCGUACUGAAAAAACUGGAUUGGUUGUGUUUGAUCUGGCAUGCCAAAACGCGGAGUCGCACAUCUGCCCUGUCAAAUUCAUUCUGUCAAAGUGUCUGUGACGUCACCUGCCAAAUGUCUCUGAUAUAUUUGACUUUAUUUUGAAAAGAGAGAAAAAGUGCCAUGUAUAUUGUAAAAGAGAAGUGAAGUGGAUUCGCUUUGGAUUCACAUGUACUGCUAUUAAAGAGUUUCAUUGUUAGACUC
This is a messenger RNA of Triplophysa rosa, 4717 nucleotides long. RefSeq lists its product as uncharacterized. NCBI's taxonomy places the organism in Eukaryota, Metazoa, Chordata, Actinopteri, Cypriniformes, Nemacheilidae. The transcript is spliced from 4 exons. Bases 796 to 2430 code for a protein of 544 amino acids. Gene Ontology annotation, molecular function: GTP binding. The record is from RefSeq and is a predicted model, not a curated record.